Molecule: messenger RNA, 1851 nt
Organism: Fukomys damarensis (Damara mole-rat)
Lineage: Eukaryota; Metazoa; Chordata; Mammalia; Rodentia; Bathyergidae
Gene: Camk2g
Product: calcium/calmodulin dependent protein kinase II gamma
Exons: 21
Coding region: 99-1622 (507 amino acids)
Biological process (GO): protein phosphorylation
Cellular component (GO): neuron projection; cytoplasm
Molecular function (GO): calmodulin binding; calcium/calmodulin-dependent protein kinase activity; ATP binding
Source: RefSeq, a predicted model, not a curated record
AUCACCAGAAACUAGAACGUGAGGCCCGGAUAUGCCGACUUCUGAAGCAUCCAAAUAUCGCCUUUUCUUGCAGUUGGUGAAUUGCCCUGGUCUUCUCCAUGCCCUGCCCUCCUGGACCCAUCUGUGAUGCUCUUGCGGUGCGCCUCCAUGACAGUAUUUCUGAAGAAGGGUUUCACUACCUCGUGUUUGACCUUGUUACUGGCGGGGAGCUCUUUGAAGAUAUUGUGGCCAGAGAGUACUACAGUGAAGCAGAUGCCAGCCACUGUAUACAUCAGAUUUUGGAAAGUGUAAACCACAUUCACCAGCAUGACAUCGUCCACCGGGAUCUGAAGCCUGAGAACCUGCUGCUGGCAAGUAAAUGCAAGGGUGCUGCUGUCAAGCUGGCUGAUUUUGGCCUUGCUAUCGAAGUGCAGGGAGAACAGCAGGCCUGGUUUGGUUUUGCUGGCACCCCAGGUUACUUGUCCCCUGAGGUCUUGAGGAAAGAUCCCUAUGGAAAACCUGUGGAUAUCUGGGCCUGCGGGGUCAUCCUGUAUAUCCUCCUGGUGGGCUACCCUCCCUUCUGGGAUGAGGAUCAGCACAAGCUGUAUCAGCAGAUCAAGGCUGGAGCCUACGAUUUUCCAUCACCAGAAUGGGACACAGUGACACCUGAAGCCAAGAACUUGAUCAACCAGAUGCUGACCAUAAACCCAGCAAAGCGCAUCACAGCUGACCAGGCUCUCAAGCACCCAUGGGUCUGCCAACGAUCCACUGUGGCCUCUAUGAUGCAUCGCCAGGAGACCGUGGAGUGCUUGCGCAAGUUCAAUGCCCGGAGAAAACUGAAGGGUGCCAUCCUCACGACCAUGCUUGUCUCCAGGAACUUUUCAGCUGCCAAAAGCUUAUUGAACAAGAAGUCGGAUGGCGGUGUGAAGAAAAGGAAGUCGAGCUCCAGCGUGCACCUAAUGCCACAGAGCAACAACAAAAACAGUCUCGUAAGCCCAGCCCAAGAGCCUGCGUCCUUGCAGACGGCCAUGGAACCACAAACCACCGUGGUACACAAUGCUACAGAUGGGAUCAAGGGCUCCACGGAGAGCUGCAACACUACUACAGAAGACGAGGACCUCAAAGCUGCCCCGCUCCGCACUGGGAAUGGCAGCUCGGUGCCUGAAGGACGGAGCUCCUGGGACAGAACAGCCCCCUCUGCAGGCAUGCAGCCCCAGCCUUCUCUCUGCUCCUCAGCCAUGCGAAAACAGGAGAUAAUUAAGAUCACAGAACAGCUGAUUGAAGCCAUCAACAAUGGGGACUUUGAGGCAUACACGAAGAUUUGUGACCCAGGCCUCACUUCAUUUGAACCUGAGGCCCUUGGUAACCUCGUGGAGGGGAUGGAUUUCCAUAAGUUUUACUUUGAGAAUCUCCUGUCCAAGAACAGCAAACCCAUCCAUACCACCAUCCUAAAUCCACACGUCCAUGUGAUCGGGGAGGACGCAGCUUGCAUCGCCUACAUCCGGCUCACCCAGUACAUCGACGGGCAGGGUCGGCCUCGCACCAGCCAGUCAGAGGAGACUCGGGUCUGGCACCGCCGGGAUGGCAAGUGGCUCAAUGUCCACUAUCACUGCUCAGGGGCCCCUGCCGCACCGCUGCAGUGAGCUCAGCCACAGGGGCAUUAGGAGAUUCCAGCUGGAGGUCAAACCUUCGAAGCCAGUGGCUCUGGAGGGCCUGAGUGACAGCGGCAGUCCUGUUCGUUUGAGGUUUAAAACAAUUAAAUUACAAAGCGGCAGCAGCCAAUGCACGCCCCUGCAUGCAGCCCUCCCGCCUGCCCUUCGUGUCUGUCUCUGCUGUACCGAGGUGUUUUUUACAUUUAAGGGGGAAAAAAAA